Molecule: messenger RNA, 1479 nt
Organism: Lachnellula hyalina
Lineage: Eukaryota; Fungi; Ascomycota; Leotiomycetes; Helotiales; Lachnaceae
Product: PGA52-like protein
Exons: 7
Coding region: 1-1479 (492 amino acids)
Cellular component (GO): fungal-type cell wall
Source: RefSeq, a predicted model, not a curated record
AUGCUAGCAGAACAACAUGUACAGAAGAACAAAAAUACUGACUCUGCGAUACGUAGUGACUCAGGAAGCACAGAUAUCAAUGGAAAUUGGUAUUGUCAGCCAGUCCAGGCUAUCCGAUACAGCAAUGUCGGCUCUUCGGGCUCGUAUGAUCGAAUUACCCAAAUGAAUUCCGAUGGCAUUUGCGCCUCCCUACCGAACAACUUCGCCGGCAACCUUGCCCCCUUUGACGAAGAAGUCUCCGUUCAUUUCCGUGGCCCAUUGCAUCUAAAGCAGUUCGCGGCUUAUGCUCCUCCGGAGUCUUCGAAGCAGAAGCGCCGCGCUCCUGGAAUGCAAGGAAGAGGCCAUUUCCACCGCCAUCAGCAUAUGCACAACCUCCCAAUUAGGAAUGUGGAAGGACAUAAGGAGAAGCGCAAGAUGAUAUCGGCCACGAUUGAUGGGGAAAAUCAAGAUUGGGAGAACAAUUGGUCCGGAAGCAGCGCCGGUAUCGAUCCAUCCACCGUUUGGGUCACGGCCACCAUUGACGGCCAAAUUGUCUCGUGGCUCAAUAAUUGGUUUGGGUCAUCCUCUGGUAUCCCUGCUACAGCAAGUUCGACCCCUCCUGCAGAACCGCAUACCAAUCAAGUUACCAAACCUACCGUCACCAUCCUCAGUUCCACUACCGCACCGACAAGCACUACGGCGCCGGUAGCUCAACACCAGCCCUCCCAAGAUAGUUCCUCAGCCAAGCCCUCCGCUGGAAGUUCCGGAUCCCAUAGUCCUGGGGUUUUUGGACGCAUCGGCUACUAUGACUCUGCUUCCCAAACUGUCAAUAACGUGGUCUUCCUAGGAAACCAUGGUGGCCAAGGAUCUGGCGUAUUUGACGAACACUUCGGUGCUUCCCUUGCCUACUCAAAUUGUGAUGCCACUGGUGGCGCAGCAAGCCCCCAGAUUCUUGCUGAUAAAGUUCUUCCAUCCAACACUGAGGUUGUCAUGAUGCUUGAUCGAGAUUGCAGUGAUGGCGGAUGUGGUUUUGUCAGGCCAGGAACUGUUGCUCAUCACGGUUUUGGUGGAGCAGACAAGGUCUUUUUGUUCGAGUUCUCAAUGCCUAUGGCUGAUAGCAACGGUUUCGACGCGGAUAUGCCCGCUAUUUGGCUGCUCAAUGCCCAGAUCCCGCGCACACUUCAAUACGGAAAUGCUGACUGUUCGUGCUGGAAGUCUGGUUGCGGCGAACUCGACAUUGCAGAGGCACUUGAGUCCGGCUCCAUGUUUUUAAAGUCGACUAUUCACGCAAACAGGGCGGCCGGCGACUCUGAUUAUUUCCCGCGCCCAAACACCGACACCAUGAAACUCGCUGUUGUCUUCAAUGCCGCCAACUCAACAGUUCAUCUCCAGAUCCUGCCCGAUAGUACUGUGUUUCCGGAGUCGCUCACUGAAGAUGAAAUCCUUAGAAUGUGCAACGCAACUCCCGGAAAGGCUGUUUCUCACUUCGCAGUCUCUUGA